UGGUCAUUCUACUAAUGCCUGCUGAGUUGAAAGGACCAGCACAGAGCCGGGCACCGUGUGCAACAGCGACGCUACCAAAUCUUGAGAGCGCGAGUGUUGCAAACCCUUUUGCAACAGCUCUUUCUUUCCGGCAGUGCUGUGCGAUUUGUGAAAGUGGUCUAUGCAGCACUCUGCUCCGCUGUCUUGCAGCAUGCUAGAUCCUGAGGGCAGUGUGGAGCACAGGGCUUCCUCCUCCUUCUCCAGAGUUUUUCUCCUCUCUCUAGCCAUGCUCCUCGCUGUAGCAGCGCUGCUUUUCUUAGCAUUCGCCGCCUCGCAGCAGAAGGAGAACGAUUUUUAUACGUUUAAAGUGGUAAACAUCAGGGGCAAGCUAGUCUCUCUGGAGAAAUACAGAGGCUCGGUAUCUCUUGUCGUCAAUGUUGCAAGUGAGUGCGGAUUUACAGAUAGCCACUACAAAGCUCUACAACAGUUACAGAGAGACCUUGGCUCACAUCAUUUUAAUGUGCUGGCAUUCCCAUGUAAUCAAUUUGGGCAGCAAGAGCCAGACAGUAACAAAGAAAUUGAGAGCUUUGCCCGAAAGACUUAUGGUGCCUCCUUUCCUAUGUUCAGCAAAAUUGCAGUCACAGGUGCUGGUGCUAAUGCUGCCUUCAAAUAUUUAAUUGAAUCCACAGGAGAAGAACCAACCUGGAACUUCUGGAAGUACCUGGUAGCCCCUAAUGGGAAAGUAGUAAAGGCUUGGGACUCAACUGUCACUAUUGAAGAAAUAAAACCUUACAUCACUGAACUUUUGAGGAAAAUCAUCCUGAAACAGAAAGAUGAACUGUGACUUUCAAAAGUCCCAUCAUAUCUAUUAUACCUUGAUUGAUAAUUAGGACUGCAAUUUGACUGUUCACAUUCCAAAAGAGGAAAUAGAGGGACAGAAAAUCAUUAUGACUAAUUGAAGUUUUUCCAAUCAUCCUAAGAAUACAGGAAACAAUAACUGAAUGUGGUAAAAGGUGAUUUAACUUAGGCUUGUGCUAUCAUUCUAAAGUGAUUGAAUUGAAUUUGUGCCUUCUUGGAAAGAAAAUCAUUUGUUUAUCUUACUAUCUGAAAUCAUCAAUUGUUGAUGAUAUUAUGAAGAGCCAGUUAGGAUUUUUUUGGCAGCCAGGCUCAGUUCAGCUAGAAUUUCCUUAGAGAGACCUUACUAGCAAUUGCAAUUCAUUUGUCAUGAUUUUGACCAUGAAUUUCAUUUAAAAAUGCAACCCAAAGUAGAAGAGUGCACUUGGCGUAGUGUGGACACAGUUAUAAGGGGCAGGCAAAAAUAGGUUUCCUCAAACCAGACACACUUAUAAUGAUAUGUGUCUGCUUAGUUAUAAAGGACAGACACUUCACUUUCUCUCUAUUUGUGUUAUGGGUAACUGGGGGAGAAGGGCAUGGGGAGGUAU
Messenger RNA from Terrapene triunguis (Three-toed box turtle), 1421 nucleotides. RefSeq names its product glutathione peroxidase 7-like. The record is from RefSeq and is a predicted model, not a curated record. The transcript has 3 exons. Bases 161 to 823 code for a protein of 220 amino acids. Gene Ontology annotation, biological process: response to oxidative stress. Gene Ontology annotation, molecular function: glutathione peroxidase activity. Lineage: Eukaryota; Metazoa; Chordata; Testudines; Emydidae.